GACGGUGGCGGUCCUGGGAGGCGCCAGCGCGCGCCCGAACGCUGUCCGCCAGGCCUGUGUCCGCGCCUGGCCUCCCUCGCUCCCGCCUUCCACCCGUCGCCAUCCCUCAAUGCGGGGCUGGGUCGUUGCGUGAUGGGGCUGCGGAGUGGCGUCCUGCGGCUGGUGGCGGCCGCUGUUCGCGCUGAGGUGCGUCGGUGCGGGGUCCCGCGCGCUCCCGCGCGCCGCGGUAUCUGCUGACCCAUUCUUCCCCCGCCGGUCGGCCCGCAGCGCGACUGAGGAAACGUGGACAUAACUUCAAAAGAGAAUUUGCUUCUUUACUUCUGGACUGCAUAUAUACACCAAGGUCAUCAGAAUGUCGGGAGCCUCGGUGAAGGUGGCUGUUCGGGUGCGUCCCUUCAACUCUCGAGAAACCAGCAAAGAGUCUAAAUGCAUUAUCCAGAUGCAAGGCAACUCGACUAGUAUUGUUAACCCAAAGAACCCAAAGGAAGCUCCAAAGUCCUUCAGCUUUGACCACUCCUACUGGUCUCACACCUCGCCUGAAGAUCCUUGUUUUGCAUCUCAAAACCGCGUGUACAAUGACAUUGGAAAGGAAAUGCUCUUGCAUGCCUUUGAAGGCUAUAAUGUCUGUAUUUUUGCCUAUGGACAGACUGGUGCUGGAAAAUCGUAUACAAUGAUGGGUAAACAAGAAGAAAGCCAAGCAGGCAUCAUUCCACAGUUAUGUGAAGAACUAUUUGAGAAAAUUAAUGACAACUGUAAUGAAGAAAUGUCUUACUCUGUUGAGGUGAGCUACAUGGAAAUUUACUGUGAGAGGGUACGAGAUUUGUUGAAUCCCAAAAACAAGGGUAAUUUGCGGGUCCGCGAACACCCACUUCUUGGACCUUAUGUGGAGGAUCUUUCAAAGCUGGCGGUCACUUCCUAUACAGACAUUGCUGACCUCAUGGAUGCUGGGAACAAGGCCAGGACAGUGGCAGCUACCAACAUGAAUGAAACCAGCAGCCGUUCCCACGCUGUGUUCACCAUUGUUUUCACCCAGAAGAAACAUGACACGGAGACCAACCUUUCCACUGAGAAGGUCAGUAAAAUUAGCUUGGUGGAUCUAGCAGGAAGUGAACGUGCUGAUUCAACUGGUGCCAAGGGGACUCGAUUAAAGGAAGGAGCAAAUAUUAACAAGUCUCUCACAACUUUGGGCAAAGUCAUUUCAGCCUUAGCAGAGGUGGAUAACUGCACCAGCAAGAGUAAAAAGAAGAAGAAAACGGAUUUUAUUCCAUACAGGGACUCUGUACUUACUUGGUUACUUCGGGAGAAUUUAGGUGGCAAUUCCCGGACUGCGAUGGUGGCUGCUCUGAGCCCAGCCGAUAUCAACUACGAUGAGACUCUGAGCACUCUGAGAUAUGCUGAUCGAGCAAAACAAAUUAAAUGCAAUGCUGUUAUCAAUGAGGACCCCAAUGCCAAGCUGGUUCGUGAAUUAAAGGAGGAGGUGACUCGACUGAAGGACCUUCUCCGCGCUCAGGGACUCGGAGACAUUAUUGAUAUUGAUCCGUUGAUCGAUGAUUACUCUGGAAGUGGAGGCAAAUAUCUGAAAGAUUUUCAGAACAAUAAACAUAGGUACUUGCUAGCCUCUGAGAAUCAACGCCCUGGCAAUUUUUCCACAGCAUCCAUUGGGUCUCUUACUUCAUCUCCAUCUUCCUGCUCACUAAGUAGUCAGGUGGGCUUAACAACUGUGACCAGUAUUCAGGAGAGGAUCAUGUCUACACCUGGAGGAGAGGAAGCCAUUGAACGUCUAAAAGAGUCAGAGAAGAUCAUUGCUGAGUUGAAUGAAACCUGGGAAGAGAAGCUGCGUAAAACAGAGGCCAUCCGAAUGGAGAGAGAGGCCUUGUUGGCUGAGAUGGGAGUUGCCAUUCGGGAAGAUGGAGGAACUCUGGGGGUUUUCUCACCUAAAAAGACCCCACAUCUUGUUAACCUCAAUGAAGACCCACUGAUGUCUGAAUGCCUGCUUUAUUACAUCAAAGAUGGGAUUACAAGGGUUGGCCAAGCAGAUGCUGAGCGGCGCCAGGACAUAGUGCUGAGUGGGGCUCACAUUAAAGAAGAGCAUUGUAUCUUCCGGAGUGAGAGAAACAACACUGGUGAAGUUAUCGUGACCCUAGAGCCCUGUGAACGCUCAGAAACCUACGUAAAUGGCAAGAGGGUGGCUCAGCCUGUCCAGCUGCGCUCAGGAAACCGCAUCAUCAUGGGUAAAAACCAUGUUUUUCGCUUUAACCACCCGGAGCAAGCAAGGGCUGAGCGGGAAAAGACUCCCUCUGCUGAGACACCCUCCGAGCCUGUAGACUGGACGUUUGCCCAGAGAGAACUCCUGGAAAAACAAGGAAUUGAUAUGAAACAGGAGAUGGAGAAAAGGCUACAAGAAAUGGAAAUCCUGUACAAAAAGGAGAAGGAAGAAGCAGAUCUUCUCUUGGAGCAGCAGAGACUGGAUUAUGAGAGGAAAUUGCAGGCCUUGCAGAAACAGGUUGAGACUCGAUCCCUUGCUGCAGAAACAACUGAAGAGGAAGAAGAAGAGGAAGAAGUUCCUUGGACACAGCAUGAAUUCGAGUUGGCCCAAUGGGCCUUCCGAAAAUGGAAGUCUCACCAGUUUACUUCAUUAAGGGAUCUACUUUGGGGCAAUGCUGUUUACUUGAAGGAAGCCAAUGCCAUCAGUGUGGAGUUGAAAAAGAAGGUGCAGUUUCAGUUUGUUCUGCUAACCGACACACUGUACUCCCCAUUGCCUCCGGAGUUACUUCCCACUGAGAUGGAGAAAACGCACGAAGACAGACCCUUCCCUCGGACAGUGGUAGCAGUAGAGGUCCAGGAUCUGAAGAAUGGAGCCACCCAUUAUUGGUCUCUGGAGAAACUCAAGCAGAGACUGGACUUGAUGCGUGAGAUGUAUGACAGGGCAGGGGAGAUGGCCUCCAGUGCCCAAGAUGACACUGAGAGCACCAUGACUGGCAGUGACCCCUUUUAUGACCGCUUCCAUUGGUUCAAACUUGUCGGAAGCUCCCCCAUUUUCCACGGCUGUGUGAAUGAGCGCCUUGCCGACCGCACGCCCUCCCCCACUUUUUCCACGGCCGAUUCCGACAUCACUGAGCUGGCUGACGAGCAGCAAGAUGAGAUGGAGGAUUUUGAUGAUGAGGCAUUCGUGGAUGACACCGGCUCUGACGCAGGGACGGAAGAGGGAUCAGAUCUCUUCAGUGAUGGGCAUGACCCGUUUUACGACCGAUCCCCCUGGUUCAUUUUAGUGGGAAGGGCUUUUGUUUACCUGAGCAAUCUGCUGUAUCCAGUGCCCCUGAUUCACAGGGUGGCCAUUGUCAGCGAGAAGGGUGAAGUGCGGGGAUUUCUGCGUGUGGCUGUACAGGCCAUUGCAGCGGACGAAGAAGCUCCUGAUUAUGGCUCUGGAAUUAGACAGUCAGGAACAGCUAAGAUAUCUUUUGAUGAUGAGUACUUCAAUCGGAGUGACUUUUCUUCGGUUUCCAUGACUCGUUCUGGUCUUUCCUUGGAGGAACUGAGAAUUGUGGAAGGACAGGGUCAAAGUUCUGAGGUCAUUACUCCUCCAGAAGAAAUCAACCGAAUGACUGACUUGGAUUUGAAGUCAAGUACCCUGCUGAAUGGUAAGAUGGUCAUGGAAGGGUUUUCUGAAGAGAUCGGCAACCACCUGAAGCUGGGAAGUGCCUUCACUUUCCGCGUCACAGUGUUACAGGCCAGCGGAAUUCUCCCAGAGUAUGCAGAUAUCUUCUGCCAGUUCAACUUUUUACAUCGUCAUGAUGAAGCCUUCUCCACUGAGCCCCUCAAAAACAACGGCAGAGGGAGUCCUCUGGGCUUUUAUCAUGUGCAGAACAUUGCAGUGGAGGUCACGGAAUCAUUUGUGGAUUACAUCAAAACCAAGCCCAUUGUUUUUGAAGUCUUUGGACAUUAUCAGCAGCACCCUCUUCACCUUCAAGGACAGGAGCUUAACAGUCCGCCCCUGCCAUCUCGACGGUUCUUCCCGCCACCCAUGCCACUCUCCAAGCCAGUUCCAGCCACCAAGUUAAACACCAUGAGCAAAACCAGCCUUGGCCAGAGCAUGAGCAAAUAUGACCUUUUGGUUUGGUUCGAGAUCAGUGAACUGGAGCCCACAGGAGAGUACAUCCCAGCUGUGGUUGACCAUACCGCAGGCUUGCCCUGCCAGGGGACAUUUUUACUUCACCAGGGCAUCCAGCGGAGGGUCACAAUGACCAUCACCCAUGAGAGGGGGAGUGAGCUCCACUGGAAAGAUGUUCGUGAGCUGGUAGUCGGCCGGAUUAGAAAUAAGGCUGAGGUGGACGAAGCUGCAAUUGAUGCCAUCCUCUCCCUAAAUAUUAUCUCUGCCAAGUACCUAAAGUCUUCCCAUAACUCCAGCAGGACCUUCUACCGAUUUGAGGCCGUGUGGGACAGCUCCCUCCAUAACUCCCUCCUCCUGAACCGCGUCACACCUUACGGAGAAAAGAUCUACAUGACCUUGUCAGCCUACCUGGAGCUGGAUCAUUGCAUUCAGCCAGCCGUCAUCACCAAGGAUGUCUGCAUGGUCUUCUACUCACGAGACGCCAAGAUCUCGCCGCCACGCUCUCUGCGCAACCUCUUUGGCAGUGGCUACUCCAAAUCCCCAGACUCCAAUCGAGUCACUGGAAUUUAUGAACUCAGUUUAUGCAAAAUGGCAGACACAGGUAGUCCAGGAAUGCAAAGAAGGAGAAGGAAAAUCCUGGAUACUUCGGUGGCUUAUGUCCGGGGAGAAGAGAACCUAGCGGGCUGGCGGCCCCGCGGGGACAGCCUCAUCCUGGAGCACCAAUGGGAGUUAGAGAAGCUGGAGCUGCUCCACGAGGUGGAGAAAACCCGGCACUUCCUGCUAGUGCGUGAGCGUCUUGGUGACAGCAUCCCCAAGUCCCUGAGCGACUCCCUGUCCCCCAGCCUCAGCAGUGGCACCCUCAGCACCUCCACCAGCAUCUCCUCUCAGAUCUCAACCACCACCUGUGAGAGCGCCGUCACACCCAGUGAGAGCAGUGGCUAUGACUCGGCAGACAUCGAAAGCCUGGUGGACCGAGAGAAAGAGCUGGCAACCAAGUGCCUGCGACUUCUCACACACACCUUCAACCGAGAAUUCAGCCAGGUGCACGGCAGCAUCAGUGAUUGCAAGUUGUCUGAUAUCUCUCCGAUUGGACGGGACCCCUCUGUGUCCAGUUUCAGCAGUGCUACCCUCACGCCCUCAUCUACCUGCCCCUCGCUGGUAGACUCAAGGAGCAACUCUUUGGAUCAGAAGACCCCAGAAGCCAAUUCACGGGCCUCUAGUCCCUGCCAGGAAUUUGAACAGUUUCAGAUUGUCCCAACUGUGGAAACACCGUAUUUGGCCCGAGCAGGGAAAAAUGAAUUUCUCAAUCUUGUUCCGGAUAUUGAAGAAAUUAGACCUGGCUCGGUGGUCUCGAAGAAGGGGUACCUGCACCUCAAGGAGCCGCUCUCCAGCCACUGGGCUAAGCACUUUGUUGUGGUCCGCCGCCCGUACGUCUUCAUCUACAACAGUGACAAAGACCCAGUGGAGCGUGGGAUCAUUGACCUGUCCACCGCACAGGUGGAGUACAGUGAGGACCAGCAGGCCAUGGUGAAGACACCUAACACUUUUGCCGUAUGCACAAAGCACCGGGGGGUCCUUCUGCAGGCGCUCAAUGACAAAGACAUGAACGACUGGUUGUAUGCCUUUAACCCACUCCUCGCUGGUACGAUCCGGUCCAAACUCUCCCGGCGUCGCCCCAGCCAACUGCAGUACUGACUGCAGGUCUCACCCACCUUCCUUCCGAGAGAUAAAGACGGUGGUAUCUCUCUUUCUCUCUGUGACUCUCGUCUGUAACCCUGCGGCUUAACUCCUCUCCCCCCACCUCGACCGUCGUCGGCACUUUUUCUCCAUCACUGUGUACGCCUUUCUGUUUCCUUUCCUGUGCUGAGAUUCUUGUUAGCAGCAUGGGGCCUAACACAAGGAAAAACAAAACUAAAAACAACACCCACACUAACAAACCCAGAGGGACCCAGUGAGUGUUCACCUGACUUUUUUGAUGUCCUCUGGCUUCCUUCUCUCUGCUGGGUCCCCCUCCGGACCACCUCCGAUGUCCAUACUGCUAUCUCAGCGUACCUUUGUCUUUCAGAACAACUGCACUGUUUCCGUUUCUCUGUUUGUGAUGGUGACGGCAUUUUCGUUUUUCUUGGGUGGCGCAGAGACAAAGGGAGGAGACAUCUGACCUGCUCGGACCCCGAGAGGAACACUCACUGGUCUUUGCAGGGCACAGGCUCUGUGGGCUUCAAAAUGGGGCUGUGAUCUUCUUGGAGCUGAGACGGGGCCUUGUUUUGGACAUAGUGAUGGAAUUGCCAGUUGGCGCAAGUGAGAAGAGAAGACUGUUCAGUAGGCUGAGGGCAGAGGCUGUUCUUGACCCUGAGAGAAGGGAGGAGCCCAAGGUAUUGCUGGUCAGUCCAAAGGACCAGAGAAGCGGGCCGGCUAGGCAUGAGGGCAGCCCCUUAGCAGAAUGCUUUGUUCCUGGGGGCAAGAGCCCUCUGACCAGGCCUCUCUCUUUCCGGGCUGGGCUGUUCAGUUUCCAGAUUCCCUCCUCUGCAUUCGGGAGGGUAGGUGAGUAGGACGUCAUACCUGCGUGUCUCGCCAGAGGGCAGUGUUUCACUUUCUGGGGAAGCACACUCCAUGGUCCUUGUGGCCUCCGCUAGGAUCCUGGGAGGAGGAAUGAAUCUCGUCAGUGCUGGCGCUCACUUUGAGCCAGACGGCAGCUCUCCAAGAUAGGUGUGGAGGCCCCCCUGAAGCCAGUGGUCAAGGAUGCUUGUUUGUGGACAAGGGUAGCUGCCUUCACUCCUAAACCACACACGGGCUCUGCCUUACAGGCCCCAGGCCGGAGAACGAACAACCAACCCCAGGAAGGAGAAUGCGUCCUGACCAGUGGGUGCUGCUCCUCGGCCUGCCCUACACAAGUGCAGAGACCUGGCCCGAGGAGGGAGAGGCUCCGCCUCGGACGGGCUGGGUCACCUGGCCCGCAGAGGCCACCGUAGAAGGUUCCGUUUCGCUCAGCUGCCACCCAGUUCCACAGGAAGGACUUGGGAGAGAGGUCUCCAGUCAUGUCAGUCACUUUACCACCUCUUCCCCCUCCUCCCUGCAACUUCUGUCUAGCUGUCCCUCAGCCACUUGGGAAAGAAGCCCUGCGCCCACUUUGUGGAAGACCAGGGGUUCUGGGCCUUGAGGACACUGGUGGACUUCCUGCUUCAGGCAGGCAGGUGCCAAGGGCUUGCGCCCUGCUGCAAAGUAGGUACCAAGGAGGCUGGUCACCACCCAGAGCCUGGUGUCUGCCCUCCUGGCUGGGUGGCCUCGUCCGUCCUGAGCGCUGCCUGUCUGGUUAGCAAAGGCCACAGACCGGCCUGCGGUGCAAAGGGAGGGUCAGCACUCAGUGGUGGAUCUUUUUUUUUCCCCCCCAAACCGUAGGUCACUAAUUGUAAUGUUACUUGUGUCCAAGCAAAGCCGUGUGAGGUGUUUGAUGGAGGUAGAGCUUCCUCACUGUCUAGUGGGCACAGCCCGCCCGUCUGAUGCACACUCAACCAGGAUCUGUCCCUGCUUGGAGACGGCUCCCUGGGCUGGACUAAACCUAAUUUCAGGGAAAGAAGAUGAAUUGAAAGGUGACUUUGGAAUGAAAUCCCAGCUGCUGCUGCUGUUAGGGAGUGUGGGAGAAGGACUCGAGCCUGUGGGCCGGGCCGGGGACACUGAGCAUGCCACCGCGCGAGUGCACUGAGGGACUUCUGGUUUGUCCUCUAACUCAAACAAGCUCGCUGAGAAAGUCUUUGCUUUGAAGGUGCCAGAGAUUAGAAUGAGCCCGACUGAACUGCGUGCCCGGAAUGUGCCCAGAGAAGAAAGCCGGUUACAAAGCCAGAGGUGGCCGGACCUGGGUGUCCGGCAGCGCACUCGGGCAGCUGUGAGGGGUUCCUGCACAGCAGACAGGCACAGGCAGCCCCUGCCGGCACCCCCAUUUCCUCGGGUUGGAGUGGAUGCAGCUUUUCUGUGCCAGGCCCUCCCCACGGCAGCUCUCACAGGGCCUUCCAGCAGUACCGGUAGCUAUGACUGGCCGGGAAAGAGGUUUCUUAUUUAUUUUGUGCCUAAAGGUUUACCUCCUUUAACAAAGAGGGAAAACUAAAAAGCAAGGAAGAAAACUUGUGCAAAGUGAAGAGAAUUGAGGGUUAGCUAUGAAACUGCUCAUCUUUGCUCCCUUCCAGCACCCCAGCCCUCCUGCCUCCCACCUCCUGCCCAAGAGCAUCCCAGCUGCACACCACAGGGUCCUGAGCCUCCGUUCUCUGUGCACCGACCUGGGGGUCAGUCAGCCCUCAGUGUGCCCAGGCCAGCCAGCCCCCGCACAUGCACAGACUCAUGACCAGGCUCGGGCCUCAGACCCCAGUGCUCUAUUACAGAGUGGUUUCCCAACCAAGAGACCAGCCCCACUUGUGUUUCCUUUCCUCUAGCUGCACACAAUGUGUGUCCUAUACAGGCUGCCCGUGGGCGUCCACUCUGUCGGUCAGAAAGGUCUUGUUGAGCUAACCGUAGGAUGACUUUUUCCUGGCACAUAUUUCAAAGCAAAGACUUUGUUGCCUGCUGCUUGUCAUCUGAUUUACAGGGAUAUUUAAUUUUGUAAGGUAUAUGUAUAUUUAUACAGCUAUAAUUUACUGCACACUGGACUGGAAAAGAAAGGAUUCUUCUGUGUGAAGCCCGGCCAGUGCUGGGCCUCCCAGGCGCUGUGUCCACUCGGUCUCACCUGUGCAGGCUCGGUGGGCCGGCUGUCUCUCCAGCUGUCUCUCGCUGUCUGGUGCAGGUCCUUCGGUUUUCCUUUCCAUCCCUCUUUAAAUGUGAUUGUUAAACUGCUCCUUAAAGAGACAAGACUAACUCUGCUGCUCGGCACGGCUGCUGCCUGCCUGGUCAACCGGACUCUUCCCCUGGGUACCCCGAGGCAUCCCUGAGGCUGUGGGCCAGCCCAUGACCGUGGGCCGCAGGGGAUGCCCUCGCUUGUGCUUCCUUGGUCCAAUGAAAUAUCAGCUGAGAGAUUCUUUGUGUUGUUCAAAAGGCCAUUUAUGAGUUAGUAAUUGAGCCCCACAAAAUCUGAGGGAAGCCUCCGGUCAUUUCGAGAGUAAAUUGUCAUUGGCAUAAAAUUCAUGUUGAAAACUCCCGCCCCAUGGCUGUGCCCAGGCGGACAUCAGGCUGGGGUUGCUCCCUGGCCAGCCCCUGGCUGUGGUGUGGUGGUUUCACACCUCAGACCAACCCUUUGCUGGCCUCGGGGACACUGUGGCCACUGAGAGGCCCAUCUCUGUCACUAUCCUUACACUACAUACCACAAAACCCGCGACGCAUAAGUGGCCUUUGUGAACCAAGACUCUGCAAACUGAUCUCUCCCCAGUGAAGGAGUUGAGCACACGAGCAACAAUGUACAUUCUAAUUUCGGAUUUUCAUUUUCACGUUUGAUUUUGUAAAUAGGAUCGGAUGUCUGAAGCUUGAGUAUACAGAAUGUAAAUAUGGUUCUGGUAUUUGUACUAAUUUGGAUUCUUUUGCUGUAUAGCCUUACGUGUGCAAUGCAGACAUUAUCUAACUGUGUAUGGUAACCUUGCAUCACAGAGCUAUUAGUGAACGAGGUCAAACAAUAAAGGUACAACCAGUGCA
This is a messenger RNA of Echinops telfairi (small Madagascar hedgehog), 9715 nucleotides long. RefSeq names its product kinesin family member 1B (gene KIF1B). Bases 353 to 5803 code for a protein of 1816 amino acids. Gene Ontology annotation, molecular function: microtubule binding; microtubule motor activity; ATP binding. Gene Ontology annotation, biological process: microtubule-based movement. Lineage: Eukaryota; Metazoa; Chordata; Mammalia; Afrosoricida; Tenrecidae. The record is from RefSeq and is a predicted model, not a curated record. The transcript has 49 exons.